CAUAGGAGUAGUCAUGUUAUGAGUGUAUGAGUGACUCAACAAUAAUUGAAUUCUUAUUAAAAGUAAUUCAUUUGACGAUCACUUCAGUCGACAAUAUCUUCAACUGAACCAACAUUUGAUCCAAUCUUAAGUCCACUGUCAACAUCAAACCAACUCUCGAUUAUCGCAAUCUAUUGUCAUUGAAUUGAAGGCAAACGAUGGCAGACAAGAAGAAUGACAAAGACUUGUCGACCGCUAUCUUGAAUACCAAACAAAAGCCGAAUCGGCUUCUGGUGGAGGAGGCGGCCAACGAUGACAACUCUGUGGUGGCCUUA
Molecule: messenger RNA, 314 nt
Organism: Oppiella nova
Lineage: Eukaryota; Metazoa; Arthropoda; Arachnida; Sarcoptiformes; Oppiidae
Source: the annotation of a GenBank genome assembly